AUGAGGAUCGAGUUCGCCCCGCUGAACGUCCCGCUGCGGAGGAGGCUGCAGACCGCGGCCGUCCUGCAGUGGGUCUUCUCCUUCCUGGCUCUGGCUCAGUGCUGUCUCGCGGCCUUCGUCCUCCUGUCCCUCUCUGAUUGGUGGCUUCUGGCUCUGCUCUACGCUGGUUGGCUGUGGCUGGACUGGGACACGCCCACCAGCGGGGGUCGGAGGUCGCAGUGGGUCCGGAGCUGGACGGUGUGGGAGUACUUCAGGGAUUACUUCCCUCUGACGCUCGUGAAAACCGUUGAUCUGGAUCCCAAGAAGAACUACAUCUUUGGAUUCCACCCUCAUGGGGUCCUGGUUGCCGGGGCGUUUGGGAACUUCUGUACGGAGUGCAGCGGGUUCUCGCGGCUGUUCCCGGGACUCCGCCCCCACCUGCUGAUGCUGCCGUUCUGGUUCCGGGUUCCGUUCUUCAGGGACUACAUCAUGUGUGGCGGCCUGGUGUCCAGCUCCAAGUCCAGCCUGUCCCACCUGGUCAGCCGUCCAGAGGGGGGGAACGUGGCGGUGGUGGCGGUGGGCGGAGCCUCGGAGGCGCUGGACGCCCGGCCGGGAGCGCUGACCCUGCAGGUGCUGAACAGGAAGGGCUUCAUCAAACUGGCCCUCAAACACGGGGCCCAGCUGGUUCCGGUCUUCUCCUUCGGGGAGAACGAGCUGUUCGACCAGAUGGAGAACCCGGCCGGUUCUCCUCUGAGGAGGCUGCAGAACCGGCUGCAAAGCAUCAUGGGAAUCGCCAUGCCGCUGUUCCACGCCCGCGGAGUCUUCCAGUACAGCUUCGGCCUGAUUCCCUACAGGCAGCCUGUCUGCACCGUGGUGGGAAGGCCGAUCCCCGUGUCCCAGACUCCGUCCCCCAGCAGAGAGGACAUCGAGCGUCUCCACAGUCUUUACCUGCAGAGUCUGACUGAACUCUUCGAGGAGCACAAACACGAGUACGGCGUCCAGGAGCACGAGCACCUGCACUUCAUCUGAGGCUGGACCAGGACCUGCACCGGGACCGGGUCCUGGACCGGGUCCUCGACCGGGACUGGGACCUGGACUGGGACCUGGACCGGGAUCUGGACUGGGAUCUGGACCGGGAUCGGGACCGGGUCCUAGACCGGACAACAAGACAUUGUAGCUGUGCUUCACCUGGAAACAUGACACCUGGACGUCUUAACUGGACUUCUGGACACCUCCUCCACCUGGACGUCUCGCCUGGACGUCCCACCUGGACGUCUCGCCUGGACGUCUCGCAGUCUGUCCACAUGAAGUCCAGGUGCUACCAGGCCCCCCCCCGGUCUAGCUAAGACUGCUGGUUCCUUGUUUUUUUGGGGGGUGGGACUUCCUGUACCUUGCAGGUGAGCACUGUGACAUCACCAGGGAUGCUGCUGUCUGAUUGGCCGACGUGAGCCGCAGGCCGCUGGUUUCCAGGUGGUGUUGAGCCCAGCAGGGGGCGCUGCGGCAGACUGAGACGCUGACGAGACGAGAAAAAAAACAUGUUACAAUAAAAUACCAAAAUACCUCGCAAAUGAGAGAGUGACGCUUCUUCAUCACACACACACACACACACACACACACACACACACACACACACACACAGAACACUGCACACUCCACAUGUAAGUCUUGAGUUUCUCUUCACCCAUUCACAGCAGUGACCUCCUGCUGCCACCAGGGGGCAGUG
Molecule: messenger RNA, 1702 nt
Organism: Salarias fasciatus (jewelled blenny)
Lineage: Eukaryota; Metazoa; Chordata; Actinopteri; Blenniiformes; Blenniidae
Gene: mogat3a
Product: monoacylglycerol O-acyltransferase 3a
Exons: 9
Coding region: 1-1008 (335 amino acids)
Biological process (GO): triglyceride biosynthetic process
Cellular component (GO): endoplasmic reticulum membrane
Molecular function (GO): diacylglycerol O-acyltransferase activity
Source: RefSeq, a predicted model, not a curated record